This is a messenger RNA of Erpetoichthys calabaricus (reedfish), 1310 nucleotides long. Its product is annotated as E3 ubiquitin/ISG15 ligase TRIM25-like. The record is from RefSeq and is a predicted model, not a curated record. The coding region runs from base 40 to 1149 and encodes 369 amino acids. Lineage: Eukaryota; Metazoa; Chordata; Cladistia; Polypteriformes; Polypteridae. Gene Ontology annotation, molecular function: zinc ion binding. The transcript has 4 exons.
CAGUUUCAUUUCUUCAGAAGCAGCACCUGCGUUAUUCAGAUGGGAUUUCCAUUCACAAUGGCAGCAGCAGCUCAUCUGCCUCUGUUUCUUGAUCGGUGCACCUGCUCGCUGUGUAAGGAGGUCCUGAAGGAGCCGGUCACCAUCCCGUGUGGACACAGCUACUGCAUGGGCUGUAUUAAUGAUUGCUGGAACCAGACGGAUAACGAGGGGGGCUACAGCUGUCCUCAGUGCUGGAGAACAUUUAUUGUGAAGCCAGAGCUGAACAGAAACGCUGUGUUUGCAGAACUAAUAGAGAACGUGAAGGAGGUGACCACUAAUGGUGGCACAUUUCAGAGUUACGCCGGACCUGCUGAUGUGCUCUGUGACGUUUGUCCAGGUAGAAAACGGAAAGCUUCAAAGACCUGCCUGACCUGCAUGGUCUCCUACUGUGAGACUCACAUGCUGCCCCACAGGGAGUUUCCGGCCUACAAGAGACACAAAGUAGAAAAGGAGGCUGGAAAUCUUGAAGAGAAACUCUGCGCAAAACACCACAGAGUUCUGGAGAUCUUCUGUAGGACCAACAAGAGCUGCAUCUGCUUACUGUGUGCUGCGACCGAACACAAGUACCACGAAACGGUGACAGCUGAGGAGGAGAGAGCUGGGAGACAGAACCACUUGCAAUACACAAAGCACGGAGUAGAAAAGAAAAUUGAGAAGAAAGAGAAGAAACUGGAGGAGAUAAAAGAGACGGGGUUGAGGGUUCAGAGAUCUGCAGAGAGAGAAGUGCAGGAAUACGAGAAGACCUUUGAGUCUUUAAUGCGGCUGAAAUCAGAAAUCACCAACCUGAUUAGAGAUUACGAGUUGAAGGAACUGAGUAAGACUGAAGUGCUCGUCCAGGGAUUAGUGAAAGAAAUUGAGGUGCUAAAGUGGAGACGCGCCGAGAUGGUCGAGCUUUUACAGACAGAUGACCACAUCCACUUCCUCCAGAAAUUCUCAUCUCUCUGUGCCCCUGUGGAAGAUGGAGCUGCACCCACCAUCACGGUUAACACCGACGUUCUUCCUGAGACAAUGAAGAAGAACCUGUGUGAUCUGAAGAAACAUCUGGAGGAGAUGAGCAGCUGGGUGUGUGUAAAGACCCCUGAGAUGGGUGGGCUGGGUGUCCCUAAGUGAGAGACCAUGAGGUGACAGAAGCAGUGGUCCUGCUCAUUCUGCACACUUGAGACUCCCAAGGUGUUGAGCCUCCAGUUUGUAAAAUCUGAGGAGUAGAAAAGGAAUUUUAAAAUGUGUUAUGUUGUGUUAUGUGUUAAGCUUGAUAAAACAAAAUGUCAAGG